AUGAAUCCCAAUUUCGAUGAUUUGUCAGCAUGGAAUUUGAAAGGUAUAGAUGAUUCCCUGCCUGACACGAAUUCCACCUGUUCAGGUGGAGGUCAAGGCUUUCCACAAGGUGUACCAGGAUAUCCAGGAGGUGGGUCAGGUGGUUUUCCGGGCCAAUACCCACAAUUUCCAGUACCAGGAGGUUAUCCAAGUUCGUAUCCAUGUGGCUUUCCUCCUCCACAAUUUCCACCUCAUGGAUAUUCUAAACCAGACUCAUGUUUCCCAACGAAUUUUACAGAUCCGACUACAGGACAAUCUCAGUAUGUUCCAGGAGCUCCUAGUUUUGGAGGGAACUAUGCCACUGGACCAUCACAACCACCUCCUGGAGGAUGUGGUUUUAAUGAUAAUAAAUGUGGAAAAGAUGCAAACAAAUUUCCAUACUCAGAAAGCAAUAGCUCGUGUGAAUCUAAUCCAUAUAAGGACAUUUUUGAACCAACAGUUAAAGAUGCUGUCAACUUUAAUGCAGAAGAAGAUUGUGAACGCUUAAGGAAAGCAAUGGCUGGAUUAGGUACAAAUGAAAAGGAAUUAAUUUCAGUUAUGGCCCAUAGAAGUUCAAAUCAACGUUUACUAAUCACUAAAAAAUAUAAAGUAUUAUUUGGAAAAGAUUUAAUAUCAAAAUUUAAAUCUGAAUUAAGUGGACACUUUUAUGAUUGUAUGGCAGCAUUGUGUUUAUCACCAGCUGAAUUUGAUGCAAGUGAAUUGUUUAAAGCAAUGAAAGGCGCUGGUACAGAUGAAGAUGUUCUCAUUGAAAUAUUAUGCUCUCGAACUAAUGAACAAAUUAAUGAAAUCAAAGAAGCCUAUAGGAAAAUGCAUUCGGGUCAUGACCUUGAGAAGGAUAUUAAAAAUGACACAUCUGGCUAUUUCAAACGUGUCUGUGUAGCACUGGUACAAGGUUGUAGAGAUGAAGAUCCACAUGUUGAUGAAGCUCGCGCACGCAGAGAUGCAGAAGAAUUGUAUAAAGCUGGUGAACAAAGACUUGGAACGGAUGAGUCUAAAUUCAUUCAGGUGAUCUGUUCUCGAUCAUAUGCACAUCUACGAUCAGUAUUUAAACAUUACACCGGCCUUGGUAGAAGAACUAUGGAAAAAGCAUUGAAAUCAGAAAUGAGUGGAGAUUUACUUCGAGCUUUACUCAGUGCUGUGAGAUGUAUUGAAAACAAACCAAAAUAUUUUGCUGAAAAAUUGAAAAGUUCUAUGAAAGGAGCUGGAACUGAUGAUUCAACAUUAAUUCGUAUUGUUGUUUCACGUAGUGCUAUUGAUAUGGGUCGAAUAAAGACAGAAUUUCAUGCGAUAACGGGAAAAACUCUGGAAUCAUGGAUAGCUAGUGAUACAAGCGGAGAUUAUCGAUCUGUAUUAUUAGCACUUGUUGGUGCAUAA
Molecule: messenger RNA, 1413 nt
Organism: Heterobilharzia americana
Lineage: Eukaryota; Metazoa; Platyhelminthes; Trematoda; Strigeidida; Schistosomatidae
Source: the annotation of a GenBank genome assembly